Effrenium voratum is the source of this 2785-nucleotide messenger RNA. NCBI's taxonomy places the organism in Eukaryota, Dinophyceae, Suessiales, Symbiodiniaceae. The record is from the annotation of a GenBank genome assembly.
GGGUCAAGCUUCAUGACCUUAGCUGAGACAAUCGGCCAAGGACAAUUUGUGUUGUGACCCUCGGUCAUCAUCGGCUGGGCAGAGCUAGCACAUGCGCUGGCAGACACGGGAGACUGAGAAGGAUGGUUCAGAACUUCCAACAGAGGAGAGCUCGGGCUCAGGCCGCUUGUACUCCUGGUGGCGGCGACUGAUCGGUCACAAAGGCUCCUCAGGCAGCUUCUCCAGAUGGCAUGGCUCGCUCGAUGAGCCCAACCAGAGGGUCAUUCGUGCGGACUGCGAGCGCACGCGGGCUGACAUGGAAUACUUCCGGCAGCCCUUGGUGCGGGACAAGAUGGAGGCCAUGCUGACUUGUUGGUGCCGAACGCAGAAGGAAAGAUACAAGCAGGGCCUCAAUGAGGUGCUGGCUCUCUUCCUUUACUUGCAGGCACCAGAGCAUCCGCAUGCAGCUGCUUGCACUGACGAUGAGGUGUUCGAUCUCUUCACGGCGUUUGUCAAAGACUAUUCGCCGUUCUUCUCGUCCGAGGAGUUUGUGCCGCUCCAGUGCGCGUUCAUCUUCUUCCGGCGCUUGCUACUGUACCACCGCCCUGACCUCCACAAUCUGUUUGUGGAGAAGGGAGUGACGCCGGACAUGUUUUGCAUGCCGUGGUUCUUGACGCUUUUUGCGAGCAAGACGCCAAUGAGGCUGGCGAUGCAGCUCUGGGACCGGCACUUGGAAAGAGGUGAGCCGCACUUCUUCCUCUUCCUGGCCGCGGCGGUCGUGACUUCUGCGGAGAAGGAGAUCCUGCAGGCGGAGCGCAGCGCUCUGCCCGAGAUCCUCACCUCGCUGGGCAUGUACUCCAGGGAGGACAUGGAAGGCAUGUGGAGCUCUGCCGAGAACCUUCUGAUGCAGACCCCGGCCACCUUUGUCCGGCGAGUGAGGCGCAUCGUUCUCCAGCCCGAAGUGAAGGGUCCGGAAGAGGGCCACAAGCAGCUGGAGCGACUCGAGAAGGAGGGGGUCUUUUUCAUCCUGGCGGAAGAGGUGGUAGGUCACUGCUACCCUGCCCGGCCUGGUGAGGCGCUGAAGCCGUGGCAGCCCUCGGCCUCGUGCCCCUGGCGCCUUUUGCUGCUGGACCUGCGGCCUGCGGCAGACUUCGAGGCCACCCGGCUGCCGGCUGCGGUGCAUUUCGACGUGGCGCAGCUAUUCCCCCAGUCCGCCUGGAGCGGCAGGAAGCUGCUCUGGGGCAAAGAGAGUGAACCUCAGCCCUCCCAAGUGCUAGCUGCUUUGAAGGCAACGCUUGGAGAGAAUUGGGUUUGCGACAGCCAGGCGCAUCUCUGCCUCCUGGGCCGCUCGGAGGAAUCCUUGCUGCUGCGGGCACUGUACAUAGUUCUUACCAAGGACCUCUCCUUGCGGCACGUCUCUGUGGCCAAUGGCGGCUUCGAGGCAGUGAUGAAGUGUGCCCAGAAGCACAACUACGACAUCAUCGAGAGCCAGCCUGAAAAUGGGAUGCUGGACAGGCACCCGCUGCCAUCUUCCGCCUCGGUUGCGGCAGAAGGUGCCGCCGCUGCCGCCGCCGCAGCUGCCGAGGGCGCAGCCCAAAAGCUGUCCUCCGUGCUGUCAAGCUUGAAGAGAGUGACCGCUGGAGCAGGCGUGCGCUUGCCCGGCUCGCAGAGUCCAGGCUCCGACGAGCCCAGAAGCUCUCCGGGGCUGGGGCCGCCCACGCUGCUGGCGCGGCCGGGGAAUUGGCCUGCUGACUUCGACAUGUCGCAGCUGCCUCGCAGGAACUACCAGGAGCUGAUGGCCUCCCAGCACUGGUCCUGUGUGGCUCUGCUGGUGAGGCGGCCGAGCUGUCCUGAGCUUCAAGGCUCUUGGCAAGGCUGUAGCUGCAUCCUCUCCCUCCUCAUGGGGAAGGUCGUCUGUGCAGCAGUGUUGCAAGAGGAGGCGGUGGUGCUGGCAGAGUUCAGUGUCUUGCAAGUCGCCAAGGUGACAACCAAGAAGAAUCUCCCACAAACCGCCUAUUGCCACAUUCAGGACAAUGCCAAGCAAGCGGAGCCAGCGUUGGUGCUGUACUUCAGCCAUGGUGCAGAGCAGGUGAGCAGCUUUGCGUCGGCCUUAAAAGAUGCGCGGCAAUCGAAGGCUGCCAGGCUGAGAGGCUACGAACAGAGCCGGCCUCUGGCGCCGCCUGCCGCGGCGAAGGAGGCGGUGGCGGUGGCGCUGGCGGCUGAAGGCUGCAACGAGAGGGAUGCUGCAGAGGAGCCAUCAGAGCGGCAAGAGCAGGAGGCAGAAGCAGUGCCAGCUCAAGUUGCUGAGGAGCCAACGGAGCAGCAAGAGCAAGCAGUGGCAGAAGCAGUCCCUUGUCAUUCUGCGGAGGAGCAGGAGCCAACAGAGCAGCAAGAGCAAGCAGUGGCAGAAGCAGUCCCUUGUCAUUCUGCGGAGGAGCCAACGGAGCAGCAAGAGCAAGCAGUGGCAGAAGCAGUGCCAGCUCAAACUGCGGAGGAGCCAACGGAGCAGCAAGAACAAGCAAUGGCUGAAGCAGUGCCAGCUCAAACUGCGGAGGAGCCAACGGAGCAGCAAGAGCAAGCAGUGGCAGAAGCAGUGCCAGCUCAAACUGCGGAGGAGCAGGAAAACGGGCUCGCCACAGAGGAUGUGCAGGAGCCAUCGGAGCAGCAAGAGCACGCAGCGGUGGCAGAAGCAGGGCCAGCUCAAGCUGUGGAGGAGCCUUCCACAAAGUGAAGGUCCGCUGCAGCAUUGCGCCGCAGCGCCGGCUGAAUGCCAGGCGCGCGCGUACGACCUCGCGUGAACCGGAAA